Elgaria multicarinata webbii is the source of this 1373-nucleotide messenger RNA. It is a transcript of the gene RPP38, whose product is annotated as ribonuclease P/MRP subunit p38. Gene Ontology annotation, molecular function: ribonuclease P activity; ribonuclease P RNA binding. The transcript is spliced from 4 exons. Gene Ontology annotation, biological process: tRNA 5'-leader removal. The record is from RefSeq and is a predicted model, not a curated record. Bases 1 to 1287 code for a protein of 428 amino acids. Gene Ontology annotation, cellular component: nucleolar ribonuclease P complex; fibrillar center; ribonuclease MRP complex. NCBI's taxonomy places the organism in Eukaryota, Metazoa, Chordata, Lepidosauria, Squamata, Anguidae.
AUGCACUGCGCGAACUCUCCGUCCGGAAUGAAGGCAGCACCGUUCCUCCUCCGCAGCUGUUUUUAUGUUGCCAGGAUGCGCAAACGUCCUCAUUGGACAGACGCAAUUUUGUACACUCUGAGCAAUGAAGAACUCGGCUCCAUCUUCUGCAUGAUAACCUUCCACAUAUUUGAAGACAGCUAUCAUGUCUCCCGUUCAUCUAUGCUUCCCCAGGUGAAGGGUAAUAUCAAAGCGAGGAAGUCGCCUAAUCAGAGGCGAAUUCCGCUUUCACAGCGACCUCUAGGGGUCAGGAGAGGGGAAUCUGCGGCCUACACGUCCGCCUUUGGCCCCGCCGCUUUGCGUAGGGUCCGCCUGCAGCUUGGCGCGGCGCUCGCCGGACUGUACUUCCGCUUCUCUCCCGCCGAACGCCCUAGCUUAAGGUCAAAGCAUAACAAGAACAUCAAGAUGUCUAUUCCAGAAGGGAAGGGAUCAGCCCGUAAAUCAAAGCAAAUGAUUGCCAAGACAUCGUUGAAUAACCCAUAUGCUCUCCAGUGGCGUACCAUGGACGGAGCAGAUAUGCACUUCAUAUUGGAGGCCUUGGAAGAAGCUAUGAAACGGAUUGGGUUUAAGAAGAUAGAGCUUCGGAGGAGGAAGAAACCCUGCUCGGGAGGAAAGCAAGAGAAAGAACCAUGCCAUGGCCAGAUCAGCGAACUUCAAGAUGAGAAUGGGACAGAGGAUGCUAAAGCGCAUGGGUGGACUGACUUGCAAAUCAGGAACCAGCUUGCUAUUGGGAUCAAUGAAGUAACUAGAGCUUUAGAAAAAAAUGAACUCGUACUUGUGCUGGUGUGCAAAUCUGCCAAACCGGCCAUGCUAACGUCUCACCUUAUUCCACUCAGUGCAAGUCGGGCCAUCCCCGCUGCCCAGGUUCCACGCCUCAGUGAAAGCCUAGCACCAGUUCUUGGGUUAACAUCUGUCCUAGCACUUGGACUUAAGAGGAAUGCCGAUGCCUUUGCAGAAGUAGCCAAAGUGAUUAUUCCACGAAUACCUAGUUUGAAUGUGCCGUGGAUUCAGGAUGGAACUGAACAAACCUUGGCGAGUGACGAUACAGAUCUAACGGACAAGACAGCUGUUGAGAUUGCAGAGUCAAACCCAGAAGAGAGCUCUCCCUGUCACAAACGGAAACGAAGAGAUAACUGCAAACUUGCCUCUCCUAAUACAGCUUUGCAGGCACUCAGGGUUAAAAAAAUAGUUCCCAAUCCAAACAAGAAAAGAAAGCUUCCCAAAACUAAAAAACGUAUUUCAAAGUAAUUAAUCAUAUUGGUUUGGUCCCUACAUUUAAUAUAUGCCUUGGUGUUUUUUUUAAAAUUUCUCAGUAAAAACUAUGUAAUAUUAAA